Messenger RNA from Coregonus sp. 'balchen', 2481 nucleotides. Lineage: Eukaryota; Metazoa; Chordata; Actinopteri; Salmoniformes; Salmonidae. The record is from the annotation of a GenBank genome assembly.
AUGGUACCUCUGAAAACGAUGACAGGGACAGGCCUGUAUUCGCUCGCUUACCUUCUCAUGAUCAGUAAGGAACAAUCAUAUUUCCAUUUUAAAAAUAAAGUUGUUUGAUAUUACCCCCUGUUGAAUGCUCUAUCUAUACCUCUCUCUCUUUCCCUUUAUUCCGGCUCUCACUCUUCCAUCCCUCUUUCUCUCCUCACCCUCCACACUCCCUCUCCCUCUCCCUCUAUCCGCCUCACUCUUCUCUCUCUAUCUCUCUCUCCUUUCGCUCUCUCUCACUUAAGGUAGUGUCUGUUCUACCUGUGUUCCUUUGGAGUGUCUGAGGUGUGACAUAAUCCCCUCACCUGAAGUGUCUGGGAAUCACACAUCAGAUGAGGGUAAACCCUUCACUUUAUAUAUUAUCCUGACUUUUUAUCUUUCACAUUCAGACCAUUUCAGUAUUCUAGUUUAGUGUUCCUGUGUUAACUUGAUCUUUCUUGAAACUCCAACAAACUCUAACUAUGGCUGCUCUGAAAAUAUCCCUUUUUUUUUCUAUCUCUCCCUCAGCCAUCUGUGAGCACCUGUGCUCAAACACUACCCAAUGCCUCAAUACCACUGGUCAGUAUUAAUGUAAUAUCAGUCAGUAUACUCACUACCUCCAAUACAUAGUUGAGUUCUCCAUUUUGAUAUGGUGGUUGUAGAAAUGUUAAUUGAAUAUGAGUGUAUAUAUAUACACUACCAGUCAAAAGUUUGGACACCUACUCAUUCAAGGGUUUUUCUAUAUUUUCUACUAUUUUCUACAUUGUAGAAAAAUAGUGAAGACAUCAAAACUAUGAAAUAACACAUAUGGAAUCAUGUAGUAACCAGAAAAUGGUUAAACAAAUCAAAAUAUAUUUUAUAUUUGAGAUUCUUCAACUAGCCACCCUUUGCCUUGAUGACAGCUUUGCACACUCUUGGCAUUCUCUCAACCAGCUUCAUGAGGUAGUCACCUGGAAUGCAUUUCCAUUAACAGGUGUGCCUUCUUAAAAGUUAAUUUGUGGAAUUUCUUUCCUUCUUAAUGUGUUUGAGCCAAUCAGUUGUGUUGUGACUAGGAAGGGGGGGUAUACAGAAGAUAGCCUAUUUGGUAACAUACCAAGUCCAUAUUAUGGCAAGAACAGCUCAAAUAAGCAAAGAGAAAGGACAGUCCAUUAUUACUUUAAGACAUGAAGGUCAGUCAAUACGGAAAAUGUCAAGAACUUUGAAAGUUUCUUCAAGUGCAGUCGCAAAAACCAUCAAGCACUAUGAUGAAACUGGCUCUCAUGAGGACCGCCACAUCAAUGGGCAACCCAGAGUUACCGCUGCUGCAUAGGAUACGUUCAUUAGAGUUACCAGCCUCAGAAAUUGCAGCCCAAAUAAAUGCUUCACAGAGUUCAAGUAACAGACACAUCUCAACAUCAACUGUUCAGAGGGGACUGUGUGAAUCAGGCUUUCAUGGUCGAAUUGCUGCAAAGUAACCACUACUAAAGGACAACAAUAAUAAGAAGAGACCUGCUUGGGCCAAGAAACACGAGCAAUGGACAUUAGAGAGAGUACUGUAUUUCUGUCUCUCUCUGACCAUAUGUCUCUGAGAUAACAUUUAGGAGGAGAUGAAGAGGAUGUAUUGUACACCAGAGACAGGGACUCUGUGCUGUCCUGAUUUGUUUCUCUCUGAUAUUCUCUCCUUCCUUUUUUGCCUCUUUCAGAUGUAGAGAAUUGCAUAAAAGGUAUUGUAUAGAAAGUGACCUGGUGGAAUGAGACAACCAAAAAAUCACAAAACUCUGGGCCCUAUCUAUGACAUACAAUAUCUGUAUUUUGUCCAACUCUUUUUAACCCAUCUUUAACCUGUCUUCGACUCAACAGAUUUUGAAGUGUUUCUGAACACCAGUUAUGGGUUCGAAGUGGAGGAGGGUGAUGACCUCACAAUGGAGUGUGCCCACGACCUACCGGUGAGAGAUCACGACCUGCUGGUGUUUGUCUGGCUGAAGGAUGGGCUUCCCCUGGAGGGCGAGAACAAUAGCACGCUCACCUUGGAGAGGAUAGGCAUAGAUACCCCUUCCAAGGGGAAAUACACCUGCACCAUCCAGAGUCCCUGUGGCAACUUCACUUCAGAUCCAGAAGAACUUGAAUUUAAAGGUAGACACACUCGCUGGUCAUGUUUGAGACUUGAAAAGUUUAUACUCAUAACUGGAUCAGGCGAUGUCAAGGUAUUUCUUUUUAGUUACUACUCAGCAAAUGAGCCUAUUGUGUGAAAGGGACAAAAAAAAUCUCCAACCAAUUACAUGUUCAAUAGAAUUCCUGAAUUGGAAUAACACCCUGUGUUACUUCCUCUGUCUCCCACUGGGCUUUCGCUCUGUCUGUCCCUCUGUGCUGUCCCUCUGCCUGUCAGACCUGACAGUGGUGAUCAUUGUGAUCUGUGGUGUGUCUGCUGUGGUGCUGGUCCUGGGCAUGGGCCUCAAGAUCAUGCUGAAGAAGAACUUUGGUGAGUGA